AUGGUGCGCCCCAACGCCCUGGCCGUUUUGGUCCUCACUUCUCAAGUCUCAGUCUCAGUGCUACGCCGGCAAGGUGCCGAAAAAGGCGAGGACAGCCGUGAUGUAUGGGGCUCUCGCAUAUCCUUCAUCUUCGCCGCGAUGGGCGGCGCCGUCGGUCUCGGCAAUCUCCUACGGUUCCCCUCAAUUAUCUACAACAAUCACGGCCUUCAAUUCUUCAUUCCGUAUCUGAUUUCACUCUGCUGUCUGGCCAUACCCACCAUUGGUCGAGCUUACAGGGGAGGUUGCGUCCUUGCGUGGCAUCAUGCCAAAAAGCGUGCCAAGGGCGUUGGAUUCGGUGUCGUUUACAUUGGCUACGCCAUUGUCAUUUACUUAGUUCCGAUCAUCGCCUGGAUUAUGACUUAUUUCCGAUACUCAUUUCAUAAAACGCUUCCAUGUACAGGACGGAAUACCGGAUUCUUCGCGGGAGCAGUCCUCCAGAACGUGGACCCUAUCGCUGGAAACUUAACAGCGAAUGGGGGUACUGUCCAAGACUAUACGGCUUAUCCCGGCAUGGGCAUGGUUACCGAGACUACUUUGUGGAAUCUGUUCACAUGGUUUGUCGUGUGGCUAUGCAUGUUCAAGGGGAUUGGAAUCACUGGCCGAGUAGUGUACUUCAUAAUGGCAAUGCCGAUAAUCCUCAUGAUCGUUUUGGUCGGCCGUGGGUGCUCUUUACCAAACGCUACUGAGUGGCAUGGUAAGAAGCUUGCAUCGGGCACCAUCUCGCAAGAAGCUUGCGUUCAAGUCUUUUUUAGCACUGGAAUCGGCAUGGGAUACUACACGAGUAACGCUUCCUACAACCCCAAGUACUCCAAUGCCGUCCAAGACGCUCUGAUAAUCUGCAUCUCCAACUCUCUUAUCGAGGUCAUCGGCUCAUUGUCUGUCUUCGGGAUCGUUGGAUACCUCGGUAUGCACCCCGAAACCAGCAAAAGACUCAACACAUUCGUCGUUGGAUUACUCAUAUACCAGGAAGCCAUCGCCGAGAUGCCCGCCGCAAACCUUUUGGGGAACUGGGGCAAGAAGUUCUCCCGCCCUUAUGUAUCGUCUGUCAUUGUCGUUGCCUCGUUCCUCAUCUCUCUACCAUUCUGUACCGAGUUCGGAUACGUUCUAGUUGACGCGGCGGAUACUUGGAUCAGUUAUAUGGCUCUAUUCUGGAUUGUGUGGUGCGAAGCUGUGUGCGCUACCACAAUCUACCGCUUCCGCGAUGUCGUUGAUCAGUGUGGCUUCCUACCUUGGUCCUUGUGCAAUAUUCUUGGCUACAUCGGAGGCACCAUUAUCGGUCUCGCUGUCGCUCAUUUAGUAUCUCCGGAAACUGGUCCUGGUGUUGAUGUUGGUUUUGGAAUGUUCGUCAUCGGCAUGGUCUCUUCGGUGCUGGUCUCGUCCGACACUAUAGCUUACACACCUAAGUUCUUUUCAAAGAACACAUAUCUGAGACGCUUUUGGUAUCUAAGAUCCUACUCCGUACGGAACCAACUUCGCCGAGACCUAAAUGCUACGAUCUCCAUCAAUGGGCAGUGGAAGAUCCCGACCAUUUGGGGAUUCAUCCUCAAGUACAAUACGGUGCCGAUUGUGGCGAUCAUAUUCUCCUUUUCCUACCCAAACUUCUAUGCCAAGAAUCGGAUGGACCCGCUACACAUUGCUGGGUUUGCCUUCAUGCACAAAGUCCUUGUCAGUUCCCUCGUUGGGCUGAUCAUACCCCGCUGGUUCAAUAUCCUCAUUCCUGAAAACAAGAAACUCGAGGGCGACGAUCCUGUCAUGCCUGGCGUCAUCUUUUCGAGGGUCAACGCGGAGGGAACGCUCAAUAUUGAUGGGGUGGCACAAAUUGCCCAUGAUUCUACCAUCGAUGCUCAAGAAAUCUGCGAUGAGGGAAACCCUACCCGAGAAACAAGGUCGUCUGACGAAAAGAUCGAUGACAAGCAACAGUAA
Molecule: messenger RNA, 1962 nt
Organism: Colletotrichum godetiae
Lineage: Eukaryota; Fungi; Ascomycota; Sordariomycetes; Glomerellales; Glomerellaceae
Product: Sodium:neurotransmitter symporter family protein
Exons: 8
Coding region: 1-1962 (653 amino acids)
Biological process (GO): sodium ion transmembrane transport
Cellular component (GO): plasma membrane
Source: RefSeq, a predicted model, not a curated record